Chionomys nivalis (European snow vole) is the source of this 2137-nucleotide messenger RNA. RefSeq names its product tRNA methyltransferase 11 homolog (gene Trmt11). Gene Ontology annotation, molecular function: nucleic acid binding. The record is from RefSeq and is a predicted model, not a curated record. Lineage: Eukaryota; Metazoa; Chordata; Mammalia; Rodentia; Cricetidae. The coding region runs from base 61 to 1494 and encodes 477 amino acids. Gene Ontology annotation, biological process: methylation. Gene Ontology annotation, cellular component: cytoplasm. The transcript is spliced from 14 exons.
UCCUGGGUGGAAAAAGGGGCAGGCCCGCAGAAGGCGCGCAGGCGCACGGCAGCCGCUGCAAUGGCGGUGCCGGGCUCCUUGAAUAGGUAUCUGCUGCUCAUGGCACAGGAGCACCUGGAGUUCCGCCUGCCGGAAAUAAAGUCUUUGCUAUCACUUUUUGGAGGCCAGUUCAUUAACAGUCAGGAAACUUAUGGAAAGUCUCCAUUUUGGAUUCUUAACAUUCCCUCUGAAGAUAUUGCCAGAAACUUAAUGAAACGGACAGUGUGUGCCAAGUCUAUAUUUGAACUAUGGGGUCAUGGAAAAUCUCCUGAGGAGCUGUAUACUUCUCUUAAAAAUUACCCUGUGGAGAAGAUGGUUCCAUUUCUACAUUCAGAGUCUACAUAUAAAAUAAAGAUUCAUACAUUUAAUAAAACAUUGACUCAAGAAGAAAAAGUCAAACGAAUAGAUGCCCUUGAAUUUCUGCCAUUUGAAGGAAAAGUGAACUUAAAGAAACCACAGCAUGUAUUCUCUGUUUUGGAGGACUAUGGUUUGGACCCAAACCGCAUCCCUGAGAAUCCACAUAAUAUUUAUUUUGGUAGAUGGAUUGCAGAUGGGCAAAGAGAGCUAAUUGAGUCAUAUAGUGUCAAAAAGAGACAUUUUAUUGGAAAUACAAGUAUGGAUGCUGGCUUAUCGUUCAUCAUGGCCAACCAUGCAAAAGUGAAAGAAAAUGAUGUUGUCUUUGAUCCAUUUGUUGGAACAGGUGGGCUCCUGAUCGCGUCUGCUCACUUUGGCGCAUAUGUGUGUGGGACGGACAUCGACUACAACACGGUUCAUGGCUUGGGAAAAGCUAGUAGAAAAAACCAGAAAUGGCGAGGACCAGAUGAAAACAUCAGGGCAAAUCUUCGUCAGUAUGGCUUAGAGAAGUUUUAUCUUGAUGUCUUGGUUUCAGAUGCCUCUAAGCCUUCCUGGAGGAAGGGAACGUAUUUUGAUGCAAUCAUCACAGAUCCUCCAUAUGGUAUCAGAGAAUCUACAAGAAGGUCAGGUUCACAGAAGGAAAUACCAAAGGGAAUAGAAAAGUGUCCAGAAAGCCACGUUCCUGUCUCCUUGAGUUAUCAUCUGAGUGAUAUGUUUUUGGACCUGUUAAACUUUGCAGCUGAGACCCUCGUACUGGGUGGAAGACUAGUCUAUUGGUUACCAGUAUAUACGCCGGAGUACACUGAAGAGAUGGUACCCUGGCACCCUUGCCUGGAACUUAUUAGCAAUUGUGAGCAGAAGCUUUCCAGUCACACAGCAAGGCGCUUGAUCACAAUGGAAAAGGUGAAGGAAUUUGAGAAACACAUCUCGUUGGCCUUCAAGAUACUGAGUUUAAAAAACAAAACACAACAACAACAACAAAGGACAACGAAACAAAAAGCCUACGGCUAUCCCUUGGCAGGAAGAGCAGUGAAAGGCCAUGGAAACUGCGGAGCUGAAGACCAUCAUCUCAGGACCGGGACCAGUAUUCACACUUGCUGAGUGACCAUUUUCUACCAUACCAAGGUCAUAAUUCCUUUCGUGAGAAAUAUUUUAGUGGCGUGACAAAAAGAAUUGCCAAGGAAGAAAAAUCCAGCCAAGAGUGAAAAUCAUGACGUUGACAAUCAAGAAAGAAUAAGCGUUUUAUAGAAACGACCUGUGCUGUUUAAAAUUUUUAUAUAAAUAACUGCUAUAAAUCAAAAUCGAAUAAUUUCAAAAUGAUCUUUGCUUUAGAGACUAUUUUGAUGUGUCUUUUGAACCUGGUUAAGUUCAGGGACUGAUACAUAUAGAUGGAGUCAGUGUUUAUAUUUUUACAGAGAAAAUAUUGUUAACUUUUAAGCCAUAUUUGCCAGGCAUAUAGUAAGCAAUUAAUAGUACUUUAGACUAUUUUCAUUUUGUAAAUUUGCUUGGCUUGAAUUUUAGUUGUGACUGUUUUCAUUGCCAUCAAUAAACUUCACUGAGAAUUUCUAAGAGUUGUGUCGCACUCAGUAUUGCUCAUCUCAUCUCAUGGAGAGCUUUGUGGAAAAUGAGUCCAUACAGGUCAACAGGGGCCAUGCUACUGGGAGGGAGGCUAAGGCCUGAGAACUGUGGAGAUUCCAGCCUCACACCUCCAAGGGCCUGUGCGUCUGCACCGUGCCCGCACUGU